This is a messenger RNA of Ziziphus jujuba (common jujube), 1110 nucleotides long. Its product is annotated as UPF0481 protein At3g47200-like. The coding region runs from base 1 to 1110 and encodes 369 amino acids. Lineage: Eukaryota; Viridiplantae; Streptophyta; Magnoliopsida; Rosales; Rhamnaceae. The record is from RefSeq and is a predicted model, not a curated record. The transcript is spliced from 2 exons.
AUGGGAAUAAAGGAGGCCUGCGCUUGUGAAGAUCAGCAUAUCACAAUUGACAUUCCAGAGGAUUUGGAACCCGACCUCAAUUCUUCAUGUUGGAUCCACAGAGUUCCAAGGAAGAUUCGGCAGCUAAAAGAAGAAGCCUAUACUCCCCAGCUAAUAUCUGUAGGGCCUUUUCACUACGGCAACCCGCAACUGAAAUCCAUGGAACACCACAAAACCAAGUAUCAAGACCAAUUCUGGAAAUGGGAUUUCUGUAAACACAUUGAGGUGGAUGAUAUCAAAGAUUUCAUGGAAGAUGGGGAUCGCCGGGAAAGCAUCCGGCGUAGCUAUGCAGGGACACUUGGGUUUGGGAAUGAUCCGGACCAGUUGUUCCAUGUGAUUCUAAGAGAUGCUUGCUUCAUCUUUGAGCUCUUCUUGAGAAACUAUGAAAUCUCAAAGUACGAUAAAGAUUAUAUAUCGAAAACUCCAUGGCUAAGGAAAGCUGUAGAGUUGGACUUGAUAAUGCUGGAAAAUCAGCUCCCUUUUUUUGUUUUCACUGAACGUUUCGACUUCAUCCUCCUAACAAAGCCACAAAAUAGUAAAGAAUUGGACAUGAAUAAUAGCCGUCCUUAUCCAUCCCAAAUCCGCGAGGAAAGUGAAGGGCACAAUUUCUUUCUAAAGAUAACCUGUGCUUUCUUCAUUGAUUAUUAUAGCCAUGGAAAGCUUCUGGAUGAGGAAAUAAGGUAUCCCAUUCAUGAUGGCAAUAUGAGCUGUCUCUACACUGCAAAGCAACUAGAUGGUUCAGGGGUGAACUUCGUGCCACGUAAGGAUCAACGCUUAGCCGACAUAAAGAUAGAACAGAGUACACAUAAGUGUAUGCCUUGGAAAUCUUUGAAACUGGAAGUCCCCGAAUUCAAGGUAGAAGACGAUACUGAAUGCGUCAUGAGAAACAUUAUGGCGUUGGAGCAGUGUGUUUAUCCAUUCGAGACUUAUAUCUGCAAUUAUGUUUCUUUUUUGGAUCAACUAAUCAACACAGCUGAAGAUGUAGAAUUGCUGGUUGAGAAGAAAGUGGUUCAUAACUUGCUUGGUAGCAACGAUGCAGUAGCAGAUUUGAUUAACAAGCUUUGUGACUAG